This is a messenger RNA of Volvox carteri f. nagariensis, 606 nucleotides long. RefSeq lists its product as uncharacterized. The coding region runs from base 1 to 606 and encodes 201 amino acids. The record is from RefSeq and is a predicted model, not a curated record. The transcript is spliced from 2 exons. NCBI's taxonomy places the organism in Eukaryota, Viridiplantae, Chlorophyta, Chlorophyceae, Chlamydomonadales, Volvocaceae.
AUGGCAGAGAGGGGAGGAGAGGGCAAGGGAGGGCAGAGGAGGACAGGAGAGAGCAAGAGGGGAGGAAAGGGCAAGGGAGGGCGGAGGAGGACAGGGGAGAGCAAGAGUGGGCAGAGGAGGGCAGAGGAGGGCAAGGAGUGCAGGAGAGGGCAAGGGACGGCAGAGGAGUACAGGAGAGGGCACGGGAGGGAAAGGUCAUAUGACGCGACAGAGAGGGCAGGAGAGGGCGAGGGAGACCUGAGGAGGGGAGAGGAUAGCAAGGGAUGGCAGAGGAGGACAGGAGAGGGCAAUGGCAGAGUAGGGCAAGGGAGGGAAUUCCCUUUCGAAAGGGAGGAAACGGGAGGGCAAAGGAGAGCAAAGGAUGGCAGAGGAGGGCAAGGGAAUGCAAGGGUGGGCAGAGGAGAGCAAGGGACGGCGGAGAUGGCAGGGCAGGGCAAGGAAGGGCAGAGGAUGGCAAAGGAGAGCAAGGGAUGGCAGCGGAGAGCAGGAGAGGACAAGAGAGAGCAAGGGACGGCAGGACAGGGCAAGGGAGAGAAAGGUACAGCAGAGAGGUCGGGGGAAGGCAAGGAAGGGCAGAGGAGGGGAGGAAACGGUAAGGGAGUCUGA